AUGGUGUACCGGAGACAUUCAUUACUUCCUGUUGUGCAUAGACAUUCAAUGCUUCAUGUUGGGUCGGAAUCCUUGGGGGUGAAUCAGAGUAGGCCCAUGGGAUUGCGGAUGGAAGUUGAGCUUCAAAGGGGUAACUUGAAGCACUUGAAGGAUCCGACAGAGGCACCACCCAGGAUGGCUGCAUCCAUGCCAUUCGGUAGGAGUGCGGUACAAACGGUAGGAGUGCGGAGGAUUGUGGAAAGAUUCCAGAUGCAAAUGGCUAGCUCAGGGCCUAACAUUACAACAAUCAGUGCACCUUUAGACAUAAUUACACCGCACAUCCUCCAUCUCUGGAAGGCACGUCAGACGGACAAACAGAUUGUUGAGGACUUACAGAAAUGUUUUGAUACCUCGCACUAUGGUCUAGGAACACGACAGCAAGGCCAUACGGUCAACACUGUCCAUGAUGCAAUGGCCAACCUGCAUGAAAUGUUUCCGAAUGCAGGAGCACAUGAAAUGCAUAAGGCCAAUCACCUCCUUCGGAGGCAAUUCUGGGCUGCAGGUGUGAACGACCUAUUUGCAGUCAAUCAACACAACAAAUGGCUCAAGUACAGUCUUGGCCUCCAUACUGGCAUUGAGCCAUUUUCAGAUAUGCCUAUGGUAACUCAGAGCGACCCUGGAUCCGAAAAUUUCGGAAUUGCCAAUGCCCAUACCAUGCUCCGCCAAUGGCAUGAUCCUGCCCUACAGGGUACCCUGCAGCACUGCUGGAUGCAGAGUGAGAAGAAUGAAAUGCCUGAGAUUAUGUGGUCGCAACUACGAUGCCGUUUCACGCUGGGAUUUGAAGCACUUUUGGAUCAUGGUGUCCUGUCAGGCUGGUAUGAUACCAACAAUACUCUCCAGCUGUGCUUGGCAGAGGAUUUCAGUGCAUUGGACUUCAAAAUCAAGGUGGAACACGAAGCGCUGGACCAUGUGCGCAACAUUUACAUCAAACCAUCUCACGUCGUCUUCAAUCUGGUACCACAGCCUUUUGGUGACUGCGUCCAGCACUGCUACGAUGAACUAGGAUCUCCGUUAGUUACAAGGCACACUGUCUGGGACAUUUAUUUGCACUUGCUUGGCAUGCUGCGAGUUCAUGAUGAGAUACCGCAUCAUAUUGACCAACUUGACGAUAUAGAGGAAGAUCUUGGUACACUACUGCUUCUGGAGGACCACAACAAGUUGCCAUAUCGUGAGAAAAGUAACAGCGCCUACUACAUGGGUGGAGUAGGUGGAGGUCUUGGACUUGGCAUUGAGCAUUUGAAUCAGUUAGAGGGUCUCACUCAUGAUGAUGAGCCUGAAAUAACUCUAAGCGUCAAUGAAAACAUUGGACUGGACCAUGCAGGUUUAGUCAUGUGGGAGUUCUCAGAUGGCAGUGGCCCGGAUGAUGUGUCAGAUACGCCAGAUGCUGACUGGUGA
This is a messenger RNA of Suillus paluster, 1434 nucleotides long. RefSeq lists its product as uncharacterized. Bases 1 to 1434 code for a protein of 477 amino acids. The transcript is spliced from 9 exons. Lineage: Eukaryota; Fungi; Basidiomycota; Agaricomycetes; Boletales; Suillaceae. The record is from RefSeq and is a predicted model, not a curated record.